Messenger RNA from Myotis davidii, 1241 nucleotides. It is a transcript of the gene SLC39A1, whose product is annotated as solute carrier family 39 (zinc transporter), member 1. Gene Ontology annotation, molecular function: zinc ion transmembrane transporter activity. Gene Ontology annotation, cellular component: plasma membrane. The record is from RefSeq and is a predicted model, not a curated record. Gene Ontology annotation, biological process: zinc ion transmembrane transport. The transcript is spliced from 4 exons. NCBI's taxonomy places the organism in Eukaryota, Metazoa, Chordata, Mammalia, Chiroptera, Vespertilionidae. Bases 136 to 1110 code for a protein of 324 amino acids.
GCGGCGGCUGUGGGGGUGGAGGGUGAGCAGAGCGCUGGGGGGAGGCGGGAAUUCCCGACCGGAGGCCGGAACCCGGCGGGGGCCAUGGAGUGAGACCCUCCCGAGGUCUGAGAGUCACCGGAGCAGCCGGCCACCAUGGGGCCCUGGGGAGAACCAGAGCUCCUGGUGUGGCGCCCAGAGGCAGUAGCCUCGGCUCCCCCACUGCCUGUGGGCCUGGAGGUGAAGUUGGGGGCCCUGGUGCUCCUGCUGGUGCUCACGCUCAUCUGCAGUCUGGUGCCCAUCUGUGUGCUGCGCCGACCGGGAGCCAGCCCCGAAGCCUCGGCCUUCCGCCAGAAAGUCCUGAGCCUAGUCAGCUGCUUUGCCGGGGGUGUGUUUCUGGCCACCUGUCUCCUGGACCUGCUGCCUGACUACCUGUCUGCCAUAGACGAGGCCCUGGCGUCCCUGCACGUGACGCUUCAGUUUCCCCUACAAGAGUUUAUCCUGGCCAUGGGUUUCUUCCUGGUCCUGGUGAUGGAGCAGAUCACGCUCGCUUACAAGGAGCAGUCACUGCCACCACCUCGAGAGGAGACAAGGGCGCUGCUGGGAACAGUGAAUGGUGGGCCACAGCACUGGCAUGAUGGGCAAGGUCUCCCACAGGCAAGUGGAGUUCUGGCAGCUCCCUCAGCCCUGCGUGCCUGUGUACUGGUCUUCUCCCUGGCUCUGCAUUCGGUGUUCGAGGGGCUGGCAGUGGGACUACAGCGAGACCGGGCUCGGGCCAUGGAGCUGUGUCUGGCUUUGCUGCUCCAUAAGGGUAUUUUGGCCGUCAGCUUGACCCUGAGGCUGCUGCAGAGCCACCUGCGAGCAAAGGUGGUGGCUGGCUGUGGCAUUCUCUUCUCAUGUAUGACACCUCUGGGCAUUGGGCUGGGCGCAGUUCUGGCAGAGUCAGCUGGCCCACUGCACCAGCUGGCCCAGUCUGUCCUGGAGGGCAUGGCAGCUGGCACCUUUUUCUACAUCACUUUCUUGGAAAUCCUGCCCCAGGAGCUGGCCACUGCUGACCAGAGGAUCCUCAAGGUCAUUCUGCUCCUAUCAGGGUUUGCCCUACUUACUGGCCUACUCUUCAUCCAAGUCUAGGAGGCUCCAAGAGGGGCGGGGGAGAUUGGGUACCAGGUGCCCUUGACCCACUUCCCCUCCUCAGGAAUGGGGAAGGGAAGUAUUGAGUUCCAGAGAGUUCUCUGAGAGGUGAGGGUGGACCCCUCUCUCCU